Molecule: messenger RNA, 324 nt
Organism: Cercopithifilaria johnstoni
Lineage: Eukaryota; Metazoa; Nematoda; Chromadorea; Rhabditida; Onchocercidae
Source: the annotation of a GenBank genome assembly
AUGAAUUUGCACCAGCCAAAACUAUUAGCAUCAGUACCAAAAGGCGAUACCAAAAGGGAAUCAGCAUCUACCCGAAUAACAUCCUUACCUACGUGUAUCCAUUUAAUUAAGUUAUUACCAUCGAAUCCACUGGAAAAUCAUCUGUUACAUCCGCUAUCAAAUUAUGGGAGCCGAAAGAUUGGCAGACAAGAGCCAGUAUCUUAUCAUCAACAUCAACGAAUUGGUCAUCGUCAUCCAAGUUUUAUACGACGUCUUUCUGCAGCCAUACCAUCUCUUUCAACGGAUUCAAUGCCUCUUGCUGCAGUAAGUUCUUUGUUGCCGUAA